AUGAAUAUGUUGCCUCCAGUGAUCAUACAAAGGCCACGUGGACAUCCUACCUUCAUAGAGCAAAUGGUUUGCCCAGCAUUAGACUUUGCAAGGGUUCAUUUGAUCAAAGACAAAGAUGGCAUAGAUGAUUAUUUGGCGAAGAAUAUCAAAGGGCUGUCAAAACAAGAAGCUGCUGCUUGCAGGAAUUCAUACAAGAAGAACAUCUGCAUAGACAUGCUGCGACAGGGUUAUCACAAGUCCUUCUCCGAGCUCUUCACUCUGAUACAGAAGUGGAAUGCCUUGAGGGAGGCUGCAGGGCCUGGGUCAGCCAUAUGGCAGCAGAAGUCCCUGGAGGAGCAGCCUGAUAAGCUGGAUCAGCUUUACCACUUCCUGACCAGGGCUGAGGCAGCCCAGCGAGCAGGGCAUUAUGAGGAAAUGUACAAUAACCAGCUUAAUUUGGCCUACUGCUUCAAUGACCCUGGGGACAAAUGGUUAAGGGAUUACUUUUACGAACAAUGCUUUAACACUGCUCAACUAAUAAAAAUUGAUGGUGGGAAAAAAGAGGCACAAGCACAUGCAAAUAUGGGCCUUAUCUAUGAGGAACAAGGUCAUAUCAUGAAAGCUGCUGAACACUAUGAAGCAUUUUAUGAGUUAACAGUGGGUUCGACAUGGAAGGAUGAGACAGGCCGUACUUACAAUUCACUAGCAUGUGAAUAUCUCUGGAAAAUGUAUACAAUUCUAGCAGACAAAAUGCUAGAAGAUAAAGAACACCAACAGGCCAUCAAAACACUAACAAAAGCUUUAAAAUUGGCAAAAGAAGGCGGUGAUACGAAGAUGGAAGGAGAAGCUGCCUAUUGCUUAGGUUUAGCAUAUCAUUUUGCUGGAGAAGAACAGACAGCAAUACCAAUUUUGAAUACCUCUGUAAAAAUCUUCACAGGACUGUGUGAUUCAGCUGGCCUGGGCAGAGCAUAUGAAGCUAUAACCAAGAUUCUGGUAAGUCAGGGAAAAGUGACUGAAACUGCUAUGUACUUGGAAGAAUUUGUGAAGGUUGCUGAGAAUGCUCAUCUAAGCCGAAGCCUGGUGGAUGCAUGCGUAUUACUUGGGAAUCUUUGCAAUGAAAGAGGUCACUAUAAUGAAGCAUUUGAAUAUUUCAGUCGAGCUUUUGAGGCAGCAAACACUUUAAGUAGUUUGCCCUUAGUGGAUGAAACAAAGACUUAUUAUGGCAUUGCAAGGGCUCAUAAAAUGAUGGUGGCAGUAAACAACCAUACAGAAGCAGCAGAUCUCGUCAGCAUGAAGUACCUGCUGGCAUGGAAGGAGAAUAGAAGUGACAUGUGUACUGACCCUCUUACAGUCGAACUUAAUAAAGAAACAAGCGCCUCAAACCCCCUGUGAACCUCUUUGAAAGACGUCGGUUCAGGAUCCUUCCAG
Messenger RNA from Rhea pennata, 1407 nucleotides. It is a transcript of the gene TTC29, whose product is annotated as tetratricopeptide repeat domain 29. Gene Ontology annotation, cellular component: sperm flagellum. Gene Ontology annotation, molecular function: protein binding. The transcript has 10 exons. The coding region runs from base 1 to 1371 and encodes 456 amino acids. The record is from RefSeq and is a predicted model, not a curated record. Gene Ontology annotation, biological process: cilium movement. NCBI's taxonomy places the organism in Eukaryota, Metazoa, Chordata, Aves, Rheiformes, Rheidae.